GAAUGCAGGGUCCGGGGAGAGCGGAUAUAGUGAAUGCAGGGUCCGGGAGACCGGAUAUAGUGAAUGCAGGGUCCCGGGAGACCGGAUAUAGUGAAUGCAGGGUCCGGGAGACCGGAUAUAGUGAAUGCAGGGUCCGGGAGACCGGAUAUAGUGAAUGCAGGGUCCGGGAGACCGGAUAUAGUGAAUGCAGGGUCCUGGUAGAGCGGAUAUAGUGAAUGCAGGGUCCGGGAGACCGGAUAUAGUGAAUGCAGGGGUCCGUGGAGACCGGAUAUAGUGAAUGCGGGGUCCAGGUAGACCAGAUAUAGUGAAUGCAGGGUCCGUGGAGACCGGAUAUAGGGAAUGCAGGGUCCGUGGAGACCGGAUAUAGUGAAUGCAGGGUCCGUGGAGACCGGAUAUAGUGAAUGCAGGGUCCGGGGAGACCAGAUACAGUGAAUGCAGGGUCCGGGGAGACCGGAUAUAGUGAAUGCAGGGUCCGGGGAGACCGGAUAUAGUGAAUGCA
Staurois parvus is the source of this 499-nucleotide messenger RNA. The record is from the annotation of a GenBank genome assembly. Lineage: Eukaryota; Metazoa; Chordata; Amphibia; Anura; Ranidae.